Molecule: messenger RNA, 7714 nt
Organism: Acanthopagrus latus (yellowfin seabream)
Lineage: Eukaryota; Metazoa; Chordata; Actinopteri; Spariformes; Sparidae
Gene: cep170aa
Product: centrosomal protein 170Aa
Exons: 23
Coding region: 408-5291 (1627 amino acids)
Cellular component (GO): centriole
Molecular function (GO): protein binding
Source: RefSeq, a predicted model, not a curated record
UAGCUACACAGGCUGUCACCUUGAGGCUUACUGACAGAUCACCCCCCACUCACGCAGCACGCAAAGCUCUGCUCCGAUUUUAUUCUGAAAGUUAUAACCGGAAGUCGUGAAUAAGCCUACGUCGCGUUGACGCUCCUCUCGGGAUGGUGCUCCGCUCGCCGCUCGGCCGCAGGGAGGGAGCAGCAUUGCUGAGCAACGGAGGGGGAGAAGGCCGACGCGUAGAGCCAGACUGAACUGCAGCAACGGCAGGGCUGGGCUCCACACACACACACGCACACACACCUUCAACAGCAACAGAAACCAGGACGGAAAAGGGAUGGCCUAGCUGUGUUGUGCUGUUGGCAGUCUAUCAGCAGUGAGCUACCUGGACCAGAGGUGUAUACCAGAGGCGGCAGCAGGUUGCAGAGAUGAGUGUGACCUCCUGGUUCCUGGUGAGCAGCGGGGGGACUCGCCACCGCCUCCCCCGGGAAAUGAUCUUUGUUGGCCGGGAUGACUGCGAGCUCAUGCUACAGUCCCGCAGCGUUGAUAAGCAGCAUGCAGUCAUCAACUAUGAGGCUGGAACUGACGAACACAAGGUCAAGGACCUGGGCAGCCUGAACGGGACCUUUGUAAAUGAUGUCCGCAUCCAGGAGCAGAUGUACAUCACUCUGAAGUUAGAGGACAAGCUGAGGUUUGGAUAUGAUACCAACCUGUUCACGGUGGUGAGAGGAGAGCUCACUGUACCUGAAGAGGCUCUAAAGCAUGAAAAGUUCACCAGCGGCCUCCAGCUCAGCAAAAAGCCAUCCAAUGGUGAAACCACUACUGCCACAACCACAAGCAAGUCUCCCGCUAAGACCCCAACAAAGGCACUUAAGUCCCCCAGUGGCAGCAGCCUGAGGCCAGUGGAGAACAGGGCUGCGGACGGGGUCACUUCUUCCAAAGAGCCACAAACUAAACCUUUGGAAUCCCAUAAAGCGGAUGAGAGGGUGGGAGGGGACAUUACAGCGCUCCCUCGUGGGACCCCACUGUACGGCCAGCCGUCUUGGUGGGGGGAUGGCGAUGCAGAUGAUGAGAACUCCUUCAAACAGGAAAGCAAGUCAUCCAGCAAAAAACAUGACAGCUCCAUUUCAGACAGCAAAGAGGCACGUCGAGGGGAGAAAGCCAAAGAGGACGGCCUGCAUGCGUCCUCCGCCCAUGAUUCCAGUUACUUUGAGAUUCCUACCAAGGAGGGUCACAUGGCCAAUAACGGCAUCCAUGAGAUUCCCACAAAGGACACAGAGGGCACCGCCGCCCACACUGCUGCAGCUCAAGGUCACGCUUCCUUCACUAUAGAGUUUGACAACACUUCUCCUGGGAAAGUCACCAUUAAAGACCAUGUGUCAAAGUUCACACCUGACCACCACAGAUCUCGCUCCAAGAAGAGUGGAGGAGGAAGCGGAGGAGCGGGAGGAAGGGACUUAAGCACUCUGCAAGCUGCUAUGAUGGCAUCAGAGAGCAAGGUGGCCGAUUGGCUAGCCCAGAAUGACCCCACUCUGGUGCGCAGCGAGUCGACAGAGGACGACAGCAAGAGCAUCAAGAGUGAUGUGCCGGUCCAUCUCAAAAGGCUAAAAGGCAGCAAACAUGAGGAUGGCACCCAGAGUGACUCAGAGAAUGGACUGGGCCUGCGUUUCGCGAACCGCCGCCACGCCCUCGAGGAGCGCCUAAAAGCAGCACACGGCCACUUGGGAGGAGCGGGAGGGACAGGAGGAGGCAACGUAACGGUGAGCGGGAACAGAGCAACCGGCUCUCGCACGGCCUUUAUGAUUGAGUUCUACGACGAAGAAAACCCACGCAAGCGCCGGUCAUAUUCUUUUUCCCAGACUGCACCCUUACUAGGAACAGGAGCUGGCGGGGAAGGACUGUGUCCGCAGCCUCCCUCUCACCCCAAGGUGUUCAGCAUUUCCACCUCUGCUGCCUCAGAUUCAGGUAAGGUCCAAGCUCCAAUACCAGCUACAGUGACUGUAGGUGCCCCUACCGCUGCCCGCGUCCUUCUCAAGCAGAGAUCAGAGGACCCAAGUAUCGGUCGCAGCUCAGCCAGUACCGGACUGGCGACAGGUAGUCCCACCACCCCCAGCGAGGACGCCUCGGUCGUGGGGAGAGGAGUGGGAAAUGCUGGAGGAGAUGCAGAGGAUGACCACAGCGAUAAAGGGACCUACACUAUUGAACUGGAGAACAGGAACCCAGAGGAAGAGGAGGCCAGACGUAUGAUAGACAAGGUGUUUGGUGUGCAGCAGAGCCAGAACUCCUCUAUUCUAUCAGACCUGAAAGAAGGAAAAGGAAAAGAGACUGGAGAGUCAGAGAAAGAGGCUCUUCCUGGUGACUCGAGCUGGGUCUCUCAGUGGGCCAGUAUAGCUGCCAACCACACCAGGACAGACCCAGAGGGCUCAGGAGCAGAAACAGCCACCUUCCUGCACAAAGAGAGAGCUGAUGCCUUUGAGUCCAGUGCAUCCCUCAGCAGAGGGGAAUCCUCCUCCAGUCUGACGGACCGCAAACGCAGGACGCUCCCCCAGCUCCCAGUAGAUGACCCCCGGGUAAAAUCCAGCACCAAAGCUCUGGGACUGAGAUCCGAGAUUGGGGAGAAACAAGACACUGAACCCCCAGAAAAAGAGAACAAGGGAGACGGGGAGUCCCCAACUCCCACUGGAGACGUGGAGAUGACCAGUCGACGGAAACAAAGCUCCACAUCUUCUCCCUCCAAGGCUCCUGUCCGGACAUCUGGCAGCACUGAGCGGAGGAAGAGGUCAGAGGAGAGGAAAGGAGGCGGAGGAGGAGGAGCAGGAGCAGGAACAGGAGCAGGAGCAGGAGCAGGAACGGGAACAGGAGAAGGAGAGAAGUCUGGAAAACCACUAGUGCGCCAGGGCAGCUUCACAAUUGAGAAGCCUAGUGCUAAUGUCCCUGCAGAGCUCAUCCCACGUAUCAACAGAGGCAGCAAUGGGCGGGAACGCAGUGACUCCGUGGGCAGCAUGGACACUGCUACCCUCCUGAAGGACACUGAAGCUGUUAUGGCUUUCCUGGAGGCCAAACUAAGAGAUGAAAACAAACUAGACCAGAAAAGCAGUAAAACUGGAGUCACCACUCAUGGUUCAGGUUCUGGCUACCCCGCUCGGACUGACUCCAUCUCUCCUGAGUCUGAUGUGGACACAGCCAGCACAACCAGUCAUGUGACUGGAGAGAAGAAAGCUGGUGGCGAACAAAAACGACGUUCCUUCAGCAGUAUGCACCGCGAGAAGAGCAACAUGAGCACAGCUUCCAAGACCAGCCUUACCAAUGCAAGCGCACGUGAACGCUUGGAGAGGAAGUCUAAAACAAGAACUGUGGAGGUUUCAAGCCGGACUGAUACACGCCGCUCUGUUCAGCCUUCUGCCUCCUCCAGAGCACGCCAGCCGUCUCUGGAUCUCACUGAUGAUGACCAGACUUCUUCCUUCCCCAUCUCUGACAUCCUGUCCUCAGACCAGGAGACCUACUCUGGACCUUUGGGGCACUCCAAACUUAAAUCCACCACUGCUGGAUCCUCCAAGAGCAGCAGGACUCUACAGGCAGCCACAGCCUCCUCCCUGAACAAGCAGGCCGCGCUGCCUCAGCCGCGACCCACGAGAGCCUCCCUUCUCCGCCGCGCCCGCUUGGGGGAUACGUCUGACACGGAUCUAGCUGAUGCAGACAGGGUGUCUGUCGCUUCUGAGGUGUCCACCACCAGCUCCACUUCUAAACCACCAUCUGGUCGGAAGGGACUGUCACGACUGGACAUGCUGGCUCAGCCACGUAGGACCCGCCUGGGCUCCAUCUCGGCCCGCAGUGACUCAGAGUGUACGGUGACACGGAGCUCCACCUCUUCACCCCGCCUGUCAGCUGAGACUGCUCUGCGUCUAGGCUUGCGAGCAUCAACACCGACCGAGAACAGGCUGACACCCAGGAUGAGGGCCAACAGCGUUUCCAAACUGAACGAGACCAAGACUAAGACAACUACAGCUGGAUACUGCUCGCCCACAGAGAGCUCUCAGCCCGAACCUGAGGGCGGUGAUGCAGAGGAAGAGCUGAUGGUGUCCAGUAGCAGCAGAUGGAGACGUCUGCCACCAGAGUACGGCUCAACCUCAGAGGAAGAGUUUGGCUCCAACCGAAAUUCUCCAAAGCAUGGAGGACGCUCCCACGUUCGGCCUCAUCACCUCGUCCCACACCGCAGCUCAAGACUCAGCACCACUGCGAGCCCAGGCUCCAGCGUGGUGACGGGUCCAGGCGGAGUGGGAGUCAAACACCGCAUGAAAGAGCAAGAGGAGUACAUCAGGGACUGGACGGCACACAGCGAGGAGAUAGCCAGGUUAUUCCCAUGUGUGCGUAGGAUCAGCCAGGACCUGGCUAAGGACUUGGCCAUCUUGGCCCGUGAGAUCCACGAUGUGGCCGGUGAGAUCGACUCAGUCAGUUCAUCUGGCACUGCACCCAGCACCACCGUCAGCACCGCCGCCACCACCCCGGGAUCAGCCAUUGACACCCGGGAAGAGGUAGGCCCUGCACGUCCCACCCAGCCGGAUAUACAGGAGAGCAUGAGAAAGUUGGUGGAUCGGGUGUUUGAUGAGAGCCUCAACUUUAGGAAAAUCCCUCCUGUGAUUUCAGCCACUAAAGCACCAGAGAUCAAUGGUAAGCCGGUUGAGCUCCGCCCCCGAGCUCCUGACACUCUGGAACCCCGAGCCCUGAGGAGACGCACGUGGAACCGAGAGGAUGCGGUGUUGGACAGCCUGCUGCUCAAUUCAGUUUCUCAGCUGUCAACCAAGAUCAGAAAUUCUGUUGACAGAACAGCAGGAAAAAUCAGGAUAUUGUUUAAGGAUAAGGACAGAAACUGGGAUGAAAUUGAGAAUAAAAUGCGAUCUGAGAGUGAUGUACCUCUUCUGAAAACUUCCAACAAGGAGAUCUCCUCAAUUCUGCUUGAACUGAAGAGAGUUGAGAAGCAGCUUCAAGUGAUCAAUGUGAUGGUAGACCCAGAUGGGACUCUGGAUGCCCUGGCCAGCCUUGGUCUGACCAGCCCCACCACCCCUACCAGGCCCCAAACCGCCAAAACAACUUCCCCCUCAGCCACCAGCCCCGGGUCUGCACCCCAAGCCAAAGAAUCACUGCCGGAGAUCCUCCCUGGGCCUGGAGGAUCAACCGCCAGGGUUCAGACUUCCUCUGCCAGCACAGGGGAGACCGCACGAGAGCCCAGCAUGGGUCUGGGGUUAACAGGGGUCGGAGGACUGCCCUUCAACCGCAUACGGCCGAGCGGAGAGGAGGCCAUUGCACAGAAGUGAACAGAAAGUUCCCUGAAAUCAGUGUUAUGUGAAAUAAAUGAGUCUGGAUGCAGGUGUAGAAACAUUUAACCAGUUUUUCUCAUAGGACAGUUCCACUGAUUAUACCAGUGGAAGAUUUUGGUUAUAAUAUGAACAUUUAGCUCAAGUGUUACCAGACCUGGCCGGAAAUGAAGUGCUUCAACUGAGCUUUAGACUCCUCAGCUGAUGCAUCAUGGAUAAACCUUCAGAACAGACACUCACCCAUGAUUGAUUUGGACAGUCAUAUUAUCAACUUUUCAACUGGCCGACCAGACUUCCUGAUGGACUGGAGGCUACGUGGCUGCUCUCUCAGUGGUUGUACAGCCUCCGCUCUCCUCCAGCCUGCUCCUCUUGCCUUUCUCCAUGUGUGUGGACCCUUCCUACACUAAGGACAUGCCUUAAAACACAUCCUCAAUAGUAGCAGCCCCUGUCCCCUCUAUUAAUAUACAACUUUUGAGACUUUAAUAAAGUACUUUCAGACCAACAGAAUGCAUUGUAAAAUAACACUUGCAAAAUAUGUUCUAUUUACACUAUGAUGAAAUGCAGCACAUUGCAAUGAUUUAUUAGCUCUUAUUCAGUGUAAGAAAGAUUUCAGCAGCCUUAAGUAACCACCCCGACGAACCACUCAGUCAUACAAACAUGCUUCAUGCCUGAAACUGUUCACAAACCAAACAGAAUUGCAGAUGUUUUAGAUAUUUCAUAACCGUCCAUUGAUGCAUCUCUCAAACUGUUGGAAGGAUUUGUAGUGCCUCCCCAUCUCUGUGUUUCUCCUUCCCCCAUUAUGUUUUCCUCUCUCCUUCCCUUCCCUUCUCUUCGAGUAGUCGGAAAAAUUGUUUGUCCCUUCAGUAGCAUGUACAGGACAGAGCAGAGAGCUUUCUUCCUGCUAAUCGAUGUCUGUGUUGAUCUUACUAAUAUCGAAUGGUAGUUUUACACAGUAAACAGUAACAGCCUUUGGGAAACCAAUGAUCGUUUUCACUCAAAAUUCUCACUUACCAAAGUUAACAAGUUCAUUGAUCGUUUCAUUUUCAAGCAGGUGUGCCAUCUUGAAAUUCAUCUGUUGAAUCUAUAUUUCAAAAAUGGCAGUUCAUCUCAUCAUAUUUCUCACCUUCUCUGAAUGUCAAAUCAUUUUUCUGUCAACAAAUAAAAGAUUGCAAAAGCUUAUUUAUUAUAAUGAAAUGCUAGUUUAAUCAUUGCUGCCAUAUGCUUUUAGUCUCUGUGACAGUGCCCUUAGCUUUUCGCAGUACAUCCACUGAAGUGUCCUAUGAUUUCCAAUUGGCUUUUUUCUACUUUUUCCAGUCACGAGUGGUGUGACUUUUUUUAAACAUAGCAAUGAUGAGCAAAGAAAAAAUCUGUGUAAACUAAAUAUUUUAUAAUAUUUAGAUACUGGCAUUGUAGAUAUUGUAAACCUUUACUUUUUAAUGCUUGAGUCACCUCACAAUGAAUUUCAUUUUCUUUGUCUGUCAUACAAAGUACACAGAAAACCUGAACAUGGAAAACUGCUGGAAUUUGGUUUAAUUUCUGGCUGUGGUUGAUAAUUUUUUCUAUAAGCUCCCCAUCUAUUUUUGGAAUUGUGCGCAUAAUGCAGCUUCAAAUCAGUGUGUAAACAGAUAGAUGCAUUGUUCCACCAGCGGGGGAAGUUCCAACGUACUGAUGCUGUAACAUUGCAGAGACAGUAUAGUUAAACCUCUUUCUCAUUGACUUGCUGCUUUUCUACUUACUUUAAUGGGAAGAACCAUUUUCUGAAUCUCUCUUCAGCUUAUAGUCUGUGUUCUAGAGUAAGUAAGGCAGUAUAUUAGUGCUUAGAUACUCUUGCAGUAGUGACUUUAGGUACCAGAAUAUGUGUUCCAUUUCCUUCUCUCUAUACUGUACUGUACAAUGUUUUUCAAUGCCUCAAAGUGCCCAUUUUGACUCUAGAAGGGCAUUGAUCAAAACAAAAGAAAAAGAUGUAGUUGUCUCAAAAGAAUUCUCUUAUUUUGCACAUCGGAUUGUGGUGUUUUUUUUCAUACAGAAGUAGUGAAGAAGCAGUGAAAGGCUGCAUCAGAUGUCAAAUGGUUUGACAACGAAUGAUAUCAUUUUGGAUGAUAUCACAAGUGACUGCCUUGAUUCUCUGGAACUAUUCUGUCUGUACAAACAAAGCCUCUAAUCUUGUUUUUGUUUUGUUUUUUUCUUUCUCCCAUUUUAUUAAAAAAGAAAGAAAUUAGGGGACUGUGAAUGCUAGGUACAUGUUUAUUUUUGAAAUUCUACAUGUGUCAUCUGAUCAGUGUUCUUUGUCAUUUUUGUAAAGAUAAAACACCAUUUUAUUUAUUUUUUUUGUUUAAUAUUUUGUGGAUGUUUCAUGCAUUUUAUAUUUGUUGGACUACCUGCAUUGUUUCUUACUGUUAAUAAAAGAGAGCCAUUCACUUGUU